AAGCCUCAGUGGGACGAGUUUGCCCGGAGCGUUUUUGGCGUUUCUUAACCUUUUUGCGCCGGGGCCAUAUUUACACCAGCGUAACGAGCUAACAUCAGAGAGUGGUGUGAAGCACCCUUUCUGCCCUGCUCACCAUCUUUCGGCGUUCGCUGAUGCUUAUUGCGCCCGCGAUGAUGACCGGGACGGACGAACGAACGAGUGAGGCGAGCGAACAAGCAGACAGCAGAGCUAAGUCACUCGAGAGGCGUGUGCGGCGUGCGACCAACAAUACUUGCUACCCACUUUGGUACGACGGACGCUGUGUAGUCGUUGACUGCGAGGGUGGGUUGUGCGCUCGAGGCCAUGUGCUGGUAUGUAUCAUGACAACGACCAUCACCACCCAACAUCAGCACCACCACCAUCAUGAGCAUCAGCACCACCACCACCACCACCACCACCAUCGCCAUCGCCAUCGACGGUGCUCCGCUGCCCAUGUGCGCCUCUGUUCCUGUCGUCCACACUCAAUCUCAUAUCCCUAAUAUGGCCAUCCGUCGAAUGGUGAUCGAUUGCCUUUGCCCUGAAUCGUUCCUUGAGAGUCAUUAUAUGUACAUAAUUACAUUACUGCCACCACCACCACACUACAGAGACUAUCACUACAGCCACUAAGAUCCCAAUUGCGAUUCCCACCCUCCACUCGAACCCCGUUUGC
Molecule: messenger RNA, 688 nt
Organism: Dissoconium aciculare CBS 342.82
Lineage: Eukaryota; Fungi; Ascomycota; Dothideomycetes; Mycosphaerellales; Dissoconiaceae
Exons: 2
Coding region: 153-518 (121 amino acids)
Source: RefSeq, a predicted model, not a curated record